AUGAUUGGCCUGGAGAUCCUGCUGAGACGAGGUCAUGCGUUGAUCCUGCUGCUGGCUGUAAUCCUGGUCCUUCCCACCCACUCCAAAUGGACCGAUGCCUUCCACGGAAACGUGCUUCUACUCACUGCACAUCCCGACGACGAAUGCAUGUUUUUCGCGCCGACUCUACUUGCGCUCCGUAGCUCCAGAGUGCAUGCGCUAUGUCUUUCUGUUGGUGACGCCGACGGACUAGGAGGGACGCGGAAACGCGAGUUUGAAUACAGUCUAGACCUUCUCGGUGUUGGCCGCGACCAACGACGCGUCCUCGAUCAUCCUGAUUUGCAGGACAACUUUACGCAAAUCUGGAAUGCGCAAUCUAUCUCGGAUGUUCUGUCUCCGGUUCUCAAGGAAUGGAAUAUCGACACCAUCCUCACUUUUGACGCGGGAGGUGUCUCUGGACAUCCCAACCAUCGUUCACUACCGGAGGGCGUCUUGGUACUUCAAUCGAGCACACAGACUGCUUUCCGCGCGUUCACUCUCAUCACAACACCUUUGCCCACCAAAUACAUCGGUGUCAUAGCGCCGGUUUGGGAAAAGCUUCGAUCGCUCCUCUCCACCAAAAACACAAUUACUUUUGUGUCCUCCCCCCACCAGUAUAUCUCCGCCCUGGCUGCAAUGCGAGCCCAUGCUUCUCAGCUCGUUUGGUUCCGCUGGCUGUAUGUGAUGUUCUCGCGCUAUAUGUGGGUGAACGAGUGGAUCGAAUUAGCAUAG
Molecule: messenger RNA, 750 nt
Organism: Mycena citricolor
Lineage: Eukaryota; Fungi; Basidiomycota; Agaricomycetes; Agaricales; Mycenaceae
Source: the annotation of a GenBank genome assembly